This is a messenger RNA of Diprion similis, 997 nucleotides long. RefSeq lists its product as uncharacterized. The record is from RefSeq and is a predicted model, not a curated record. The transcript has 2 exons. Bases 741 to 977 code for a protein of 78 amino acids. NCBI's taxonomy places the organism in Eukaryota, Metazoa, Arthropoda, Insecta, Hymenoptera, Diprionidae.
UCUACACGUCAGCAGCAAUCGCGGUGUCCGUUUGCCUUGAAUUCAGCCUUCGUUAAAUUAACCGCCAAUUAACGCUCGGCCGAUUGUAUGUCUUUCAUCUAUACCUGUUCCGUUUCAACCUUGCAGCGGUAAAUAAAGCGUUAAAUUACGUUUCGAACACGUCGGUUCUCUAGUUCGUUUGUAAUUUUCGCGUAAACGUGACUUCGGAUCUCGGUUCCCGACGCGAUCAAUCCUCGAUCGCCGCCUCGAAAUUCUCGAAUUAUUCGACUCUUGAUUCUUUCAUUCGCGUAAUUCGAGUCGGAUUGAAAUUAAUUAAACCCACCGACUCGCAGUAAGUGCGGAUAAGCGAAAUAGAACGUGAUUCACGCUGUUAGAAUUCUCACUUUUGUGUACGUGCAGGCGGCGCUCAGGAAUGAUCGAUGAAACGAGUCUCAACCACGUUUGCGGGAAGCACUCGGUCGUCCGGUGUAUAACCGCGAUAUCCGAAUCCUUAGUAACCGUGUUACGUUCUUCCUGCUAUUGAUUUCAGAGCUUACGCCUGUCUAUAACGCGACUUACAAACAUCGAGCUCUGUAAUACCCAGGAGGGCAGCAGCGAUUCGGCAUAAAAGCGUUAAACACGCUUUUGACCGUUAAUUCAUUCCAUACGCAAUUUUUCCGUCGUUGACGACGGUCCGCGCAACGCGAGUUUCUUCUCAAUUAGCAAAUUAAACUAACGGCUGCGGUCACGUGAACGUAACGAUGAUUCCCGACGUCGAUAUCGUCUACGCCACCUCCGAGGAGAAAAUCAAAAACAUGCCGACCGGAAGACCCGGAAGUCCUUCGUCGAGCACCGAGGAUGAAGGACCGCCGAUUACGGCCUGGCAGAGGUAUCAGCAGUUUCUUGCUGUGAUGGAGGCGAGCGGAGAGAAAAUGGACCGGAAAGUUAUGCUGGAGGCGAUGUUCAGGGGGAACGAUUUGGCCUACGGCAAUCACUGACGUUCAAUUAUAAUAUAAUC